AUGGAAUCCGAAAACGAGACAUUUAACUUAGAAGACUUACCGACGUUCUUAAUAUACGUUCUUGACAAAGUUGAAUUGGUAUGCCGUGAACAAACCACAGAUUUAAGCAAACUGGAAUCGCAUUUGAUUGUCGUUGAUAAAGUCGUAGGUCUGCUCAGAGAGUUAAGCCUGCCAGGUGUUUACGCGAUCCUCAAAACGAAUGACUUAGAACAUUUAAAGACACUUUCAGAUGUGUUCACAGAUAUCCUUUCCGCAAUGCAACAGCUUGUAUCAACACUGUCUGUAACACCAGCAACAGUUGCAGAGAAUGUUUGUGUAACUGACAGAAGAAACCCUGGGUAAGUUGGACGACCAAAAUUUCGCAUUAAAUCUGAAGUUUUAGAAGACCUACGAAGAUUUGGUUUUUCCUGGACAAAGAUUGCUGUAAUAUUGGGUGUCUCAAGAUGGACUAUUUCAAGAAGAGUUAAGGACUAUGGUUUUGAGGAUAUGUGUGGGUUUAGUCAGUUAUCAAAUGAAGAGCUUGACCGUCUCAUCAGAAAUUAUAUAGAUCACCACGGAACAACAUCUGGACAGACUUAUAUCAUAGGCUACAUAAAAUCCCUAGGAUACCAUGUGCAGCGCAGCAGAAUUAGGGAAUGUCUAGCAAGGCUAGACCCACGAAAUACUGCAUUGAGGUGGGGUGUCACUGUCUCCCGCAGGGUCUACAGUGUACCUUGGCCAAAUUCUCUUUGGCAUUUGGACGGCCAUCAUUCACUCAUAAGAUGGAAACUGAUUAUUGAUGGGUGCAACGACGGAUUCUCUAGAAGAAUAAUGUUUCUUAAAUGCAGUUCAAAUAACUUAGCUGAGACUGUGUUAACAUUAUUUUUAGAGGCGAUUGAUAAUGACAGCGGCUUAUGGCCAUCGAGAAUUCGUGUAGACCGAGGUGUGGAAAACGUGUUAGUUUGUGAAGCUAUGGUAAUGGCGAGAGAAGGAAGGGACAGUUUUAUUCCUGGUCCUUCCACACACAAUCAAAGGAUUGAGCGGCUCCGGAGGGAUGUAUAUAGAUGUGUCUGCCACAUGUAUUAUUAUGUUUUUUACGGCAUGGAAAUGUCUGGAAUUCUUAACCCAGAAGAUUCAAUGCAUCUGUUUGCUUUACAUCUGGUCUAUCUUCUAAGAAUUAAUCAUGCCCUAGACGAAUACAAAGAGGCAUUUGACCCUCAUGCGGUAAGGACAGAGAACAACUGGACUCCUUAUCAGAUGUGGCUUAAUGGUAUGAUGCAUGAAAGAAAUCCUCUUGUCCAUUCGCAGCUUCAUGAUAACCCGGAUGAUGUUGAAUAUUACGGGUAUGAUCCCCAAG
Messenger RNA from Paramuricea clavata, 1336 nucleotides. Lineage: Eukaryota; Metazoa; Cnidaria; Anthozoa; Malacalcyonacea; Plexauridae. The record is from the annotation of a GenBank genome assembly.